AUGAGCACCUCAACCGAGCCAGCAGCACCUACAAGCACAACAGAAGUGCAACCCCGCUUCUCCGCGCUCUUCACCGAGCUCGAGAACCGGUUCAAAGCAACAAACCUCGGCAGCGAUAAGUGGUACGUCCUAGCAAUUUCCACUCUAGCCGCAAGCCCAGACCCAGAGCGCGCAGACCAGCUCUACCUUCACCUCAUCCAGCAAGAGCAAUACACCACCUCCGCAGCCCGACAAGCCCUGAUCCGGCGAUUGCGCGAAGCACUCGUCAAAUCCGUCCCAAUUGUCGGAGUCUGCAAGCCCAUCGAGGCAAUCCUAUCCAUCGCCGAGGUUGAGCGCGACGAGGAUAAGGAUUAUACCUUCACGCGUGAAGGCUGGCAAUGUGACCAGGCGAACCACGAGCGAGGCACGGGGUGGAUGCAGAAGCUGUAUUCGCGGAAUACAACUGGCACGCUAGAUUUGUUUAGUGCUCACCGGGACUUUUCUUGGUUGUCGAAGGAGAUUACUUAUGGGUUGUUUUUGUCGGAUCGGACGGUUCUUGAUGAUUUGGAUACGCAGUUGGUUGUUUUGCCUGGUAUUAUGAGUCAGAAUUUGCCUAAGGAGACGCAUUGGCAUAUUCGUGGGACCAGACGGAUUGGGGUGCCGAAGGAGGAGGUCGAGGUCAUUUGGGAUUGUGUGCAGCUUGUUGCGCAGUUCUUUGAUGUUAAGCUUCAUAAGGUGCCCACUGUUGAGGCUGUUGAGUAUGAUGUUUAA
This is a messenger RNA of Penicillium arizonense, 750 nucleotides long. RefSeq lists its product as uncharacterized. The record is from RefSeq and is a predicted model, not a curated record. Bases 1 to 750 code for a protein of 249 amino acids. The transcript has a single exon. Lineage: Eukaryota; Fungi; Ascomycota; Eurotiomycetes; Eurotiales; Aspergillaceae.